AUGGCCAAACCACUGCCCAACCACGACUUCCACAACUCGUGGGGAUGCAUCUAUUCCGGCGAGACCACGGCCAAGGACAAAGCUGUUCGCCAGUGGUGGCAGGAGUAUUUUCAGAAUCCGGCUCUAGUCGAGACAAGGUACCAUGAUCUCCUCCGCACGUACACCCAGACGUUUGCAGCCUUCUUUUGUGGCUACUAUCCCAUCUCCUUGCAUGCCCACGUCAGCGACGCCCUCUCUCCCACCACCGUCGCGAGCCUGAUCCUCAACACCUGCGCCACCAGCCCACUCGUCUUGACAACCCCCGACUUGGCGCCCAGUGCAUUGGCGACCGAGCAGGGCAAGAAGACCCAGGAGUAUGUUCUCGGGUAUUUGGGCUGGAACGAGUCGCACGUCAAGAACCCCAGAUUCGCGGCAGUCCAGGGGAUCUACGGGGCGGCAUUUGGGCCUUUGGCUCACGCCUCAAAGGAAUGGGAGGUUCAGAUUAUCGCCAGUGGCCUGCAGCCGACUGUGAUUCAGAUCAGUGACUCCCACGACGCUCUCUGCGACUCGCUCGCCGAAGCAAAAAGACGAGGCUGCAUCGCGGUAGUUAUCGACAUGGUCAGCACGGAGAACGGCGCAGUUCUCACCCCCGAACGCUUCAAAAUGCUCAAGAAAUGCUGUGCCAAAAGAAGCUGUGGCUGA
This is a messenger RNA of Aspergillus calidoustus, 681 nucleotides long. The record is from the annotation of a GenBank genome assembly. NCBI's taxonomy places the organism in Eukaryota, Fungi, Ascomycota, Eurotiomycetes, Eurotiales, Aspergillaceae.